This is a messenger RNA of Paralichthys olivaceus (Japanese flounder), 1592 nucleotides long. RefSeq names its product origin recognition complex, subunit 4 (gene orc4). The record is from RefSeq and is a predicted model, not a curated record. Gene Ontology annotation, cellular component: nuclear origin of replication recognition complex; nucleus. Gene Ontology annotation, biological process: DNA replication; DNA replication initiation. Gene Ontology annotation, molecular function: ATP hydrolysis activity; DNA replication origin binding. NCBI's taxonomy places the organism in Eukaryota, Metazoa, Chordata, Actinopteri, Pleuronectiformes, Paralichthyidae.
CCAAUCAGCGCCCGGAGAUUAUUCACCACAGGAAGUCGUCAUCGCUGGCUGAGUAGAAUUCCCGCGAAGACUCUGACUGUUCCCAUCAUGAGUAAGAGGAAGGUGCAAGAUGCUCAUCUUCCAGUGGGAGAAUGCAUCACACAGGUUCAGAAGAUUUUAAGGGAGAGGCUCUGCCAUCAGCGGCUCCCUGAUAAGCCAGAGGGAAUAGAAGCUCAACACAGACACCUACUGGAGCUGCUGAAGCGCACGGCCAUCCACGGGGAGAGUAACUCGGUGCUAAUCGUCGGUCCCAGAGGAGCAGGAAAAACAAUGCUGCUCAGGUGUGUGUUGAGAGAUCUGCUGGAGGACAAAGAAGCACAGAAGAGCCUGCUACAGGUUCAUCUCAACGGUCUCCUGCAGACUGAUGACAGAAUAGCACUGAAAGAAAUAACACGACAGCUCCACCUAGAAAACGUCGUGGGAGACAAAGUGUUUGGGAGUUUUGCAGAAAAUCUGGGUUUCCUGCUGGAGGCACUAAAGAAAGGUGAUCGCAGCAGCAGCCGCCCCGUGCUCUUCAUCCUGGAUGAGUUCGACUUGUUCGCCCACCACAAGAACCAGACUCUCCUCUACAACCUGUUUGACGUUUCACAGUCCGCCCAGGCGCCCAUCUCCGUGGUCGGCAUCACCUGCAGACUGGAUGUUCUGGAGCUGCUGGAGAAGCGGGUGAAGUCGCGGUUUUCCCACCGUCAGAUCCACCUCCUGAGCAGCGCCACGUUCGCACGGUACGUGGAGUGGGUCCAGACGCAGCUCAGCGUGCCGGAUGAUUUCCCCGACACAAAGUUCGCUCAGGAGUGGAACGAUGGUAUCAAGAUUUUGUGUGAGGACAAAUCAGUCGAGGAGGUUUUACAGAGACACCACAACUCCAGCAGAGACUUCCGUUCAAUGCACAUGCUGCUGAUGUUGUGUCUGAGUCGUGUCUCUGUUGCCAAACCCGCCAUCAAACCUUCCGACCUCCUGGAGGCCAGCAGGCUGUGUUUUGCUGACGCCAAGGCGAAUAUGCUCCAUGGUCUGUCCAUCUUGGAGCUGUGCCUGAUCAUCGCCAUGAAGCACCUCAACGACGUCUACGAAGGAGAGCCGUUCAACCUGCAAAUGAUUCACAACGAGUUUAAGAAGUUCCUGCAGAGGAAGUCAAACUCCAUGUACAACUUUGAGCAGCCGGUCAUCAUGAAGGCCUUCGAGCAUCUGCAGCAGCUGGAGUUGAUCCGACCGGUCGACGGCUCCUCGGCUAAAACCCAGAGGGAAUACCAGCUGAUGAGACUCAUGCUGGACCACAGUCAGAUCAUGGAGGCUCUGCAGAAGUACCCACAAUGCCCCACCGACGUCAAGCAGUGGGCCAUGUCGGCGUUCGGUUAGACGAAGUUAAGCCUCAGUGUUUGGAAAAGUUGAUGCUAAAGAAAGAAGCUGUUGAUGUUUCUGUGAUUUUUCUUGGAUUGGAGAAAAACGUGGCUGAUGUCAGGUCUGGAUGUGUAAUCUACUCAACCAUUAUAUUUAACGCCUGGAUAUGUUUAUUGUAUUAAAUGAUCAACUAUCACCAAAUAAAAAGUGUAAAGUCA